Molecule: messenger RNA, 3530 nt
Organism: Polypterus senegalus (gray bichir)
Lineage: Eukaryota; Metazoa; Chordata; Cladistia; Polypteriformes; Polypteridae
Product: lysosomal alpha-glucosidase
Exons: 20
Coding region: 130-2982 (950 amino acids)
Biological process (GO): carbohydrate metabolic process
Molecular function (GO): alpha-1,4-glucosidase activity; carbohydrate binding
Source: RefSeq, a predicted model, not a curated record
UGGACCGCCCCCUUUGUCUAUAGGUCGUUCAGGCGGUCAGUUUGUCCGUCACAUUACCACACAUCAAAACAGUCACAUGCAAGUCUGAGCAGUGAAUUUAAGCGCAAGUCAAGGUUCUAGCCAGUCAGAAUGGUUUCAUAUAAGCUGCUGACCCCUGAAGAUGUAUAUUUCAGUGCCCCAGUUCCUGUUGUGGCUGAAGAAACAUCUGAACCAAAACCUCCAGAAGUCAAACUUUGUUGUAAAAAUAAACCCUGCUCGACAUCCACUGCAUUCAUUGUGCUGGCCACCUUUUUGUUUGUUUUGUGCUGUAUCUGGCUUAUUGGCACUGUUUUCUGGCUGAAGGAUCCAGGGAAUCAGAUACCGUACAGAUCUCCCUCUCCUUCUACAUCCCUGAGCAACCAGAGUAGACCUUCUCCAGAAACUUGCAGCAGUAUAGAGGUGUCUCACCGCUUUGACUGCUACCCAGAGAGGCAAGUGGUAGUGACCCAGGACCUCUGUCAAGCCAGAGGAUGCUGCUUCAUUCAGAUGCCACCAACUGAAAAAGGAGUGCCAUGGUGUUUCUACCCUCCUGACUUUCCAAGUUAUGCUUUAGAUUCUUUGGUUGACACUGACCUUGGAUUUAUGGGGAAGUUGGUACGGAAGAGUGAGACUUAUUAUCCAAAAGAUGUUAAGAACUUAAAGCUCGAUAUUAUGUAUGAGACAAAUACCAGAUUGCAUGUGAAAGUAACUGACUCCAGCAGUAAACGUUUUGAAGUUCCCAUUUCUGUCCCAAAUGCUACAAAAAAGGCCAUCAGUCCAGAAUAUGUUGUGGAGUUUUCUAAGCAGCCGUUUGGAUUAAUUCUUAAACGCCUGUCAAGUGGAACUGUAUUAAUAAAUACAACUGUGGCCCCGUUAUUCUUUGCAGAUCAGUUCCUCCAGAUAUCAACCAUCCUGCCAUCACAAUAUAUUUAUGGGUUAGGAGAACACCGAGCUGGCCUUCUUCACAGUGUGCAGUGGAAUACCUUAACGUUUUGGGCAAGGGAUGUGCCUCCAACGGAGAUGACAAACCUUUACGGAGUGCAUCCAUUUUACCUGGGCAUUGAGCCAGAUGGAUCAGCCCAUGGAGUUUUUCUCUUAAACAGCAAUGCUAUGGAUGUUGUUCUUCAGCCUGCUCCUGCUCUUACCUGGCGAAUGAUAGGUGGAAUCCUAGAUUUCUAUUUCUUUUUGGGCCCUGACCCUUCUUCUGUGAUUCAGCAAUACCUUGAGGUUGUAGGUUAUCCAUCAAUGCCUCCAUUUUGGGCUUUGGGAUUUCACCUGUGCCGGUGGGGAUAUAAGACAAGUAACAAAACUUGGGAAGUAGUAAGAGCUAUGAGGAAUUAUGGCAUUCCACAGGAUGCCCAGUGGAAUGAUAUUGAUUAUAUGGAAGGCUUCCGGGAUUUCACCUUUGAUGCUCUGAAUUUUAAUACCCUUCCUGAGAUGGUGAAGGACCUGCAUACACAUGGGCAGCAUUAUGUUAUGAUUGUGGAUCCUGCUAUCAGCAGCACUCAGCCCACUGGCUCAUACUGGCCUUAUGAUGAAGGGUUGAAAAGAGGUGUUUUUAUCAAUGAUUCUGAUGGUGAAACUCUUAUUGGAAAGGUUUGGCCUGGAUUGACUGCCUUCCCUGAUUUCUUAGAUGCUGCAACUCAACAAUGGUGGUAUGAAAAUCUACAGAUGUUUUAUGCCAAAGUACCCUUUGAUGGCUUGUGGAUUGACAUGAAUGAGCCAUCCAACUUUGAAGAUGGGUCAAUUAAAGGAUGCCCAUCUAAUGAGCUUGAAAAUCCACCCUAUACACCAGGAAUUCUUGGUGGAACUCUAAGAGGAGCUACUCUGUGUGCCUCAGCAAAACAUAAAACAGAAACUCAUUACAAUGUGCAUAGUCUGUAUGGCCUGUUUGAAGCCAAAGCAUCUGCCAAUGCUUUGAAGAAACUGUUGAAAAAAAGACCAUUUGUGAUUUCAAGGUCUACAUUCCCUAGUCAGGGUCUUUACUCUGGACAUUGGCUUGGGGACAACAAAAGUCAGUGGAAAGACUUAUACAUGUCUAUUUCAGGAAUUUUGAAUUUUAAUUUGCUGGGGAUUCCACUGGUUGGUGCAGACAUCUGUGGAUUUGGUGAUAGCACAAGUGAAGAACUGUGCAUUCGCUGGAUGCAGCUUGGGGCAUUUUAUCCUUUUAGUCGUAAUCACAACACCAUUGAAGUUCAGGCACAGGAUCCUACAGUAUUCAGCCCUCUGGCACGUGAGGCUAUGAAAGAUGCCCUGCUUCUUCGUUACAGUCUUUUCCCUCUGCUGUAUACUCUGUUUCACCAUGCUCAUAUUAAGGGUCACACAGUUGCCAGGCCACUCAUGUUUGAGUUUCCAACUGAUGUGACUACAUACUCAAUUGAUCAGCAGUUCUUAUGGGGAAAGAGUCUCAUGGUGAUUCCUGUUUUGGAAGAAAAGGCCACUUCAGUGACUGCUUAUUUCCCAAAAGGAGUGUGGUAUGACUUUUACACAUGCUCCUCAAUGACAAGUCAUGGAGAAAAGGUUAAACUGGAGGCUCCCUUAGACAAAAUAAACAUUUAUAUACGGGAAGGGGCUAUAAUUCCCACACAGACACCCAACACUACUUUAUGGUCAAGCAGUGGUAACCCCCUCCACCUUACUGCAGCUCUUUCUGAAAAUGGAAAGGCCGAGGGUGAUUUGUUCUGGGAUGAUGGAGUCAGCCUAGACACAUAUGAAACCAGCAACUAUACGUAUAUAGUUUUUGACGUCUCUCAGAAUAUGUUUACAUCUAAAGUACUCCAUGAAAACAUUGAAGCCACAUACAUUAUUGUGGAAACUGUAAAAAUCUUAGGAGUUAGACAGCAGCCAUUUAAUGUGACUGUGAAUGAUGUAGAAACUCCUUUCACCUACUUGCAGAAUCAGGUCCUAACUGUGGGAAAUCUCACCCUUAAUCUUAAUAAGGGAUUUACAAUCAAAUGGAUGUAAAAAGUGGAAUUUAUGCCCUGCUAUAUGCAGAACUAGUUGGAUGCACUGGAUCUUUGCUGCUACACUUUCUUGCAAAACUGAAAUUUUGAAUGUUUUCAAUGAACAAAAUGUAUGCAGUAUGUAUGUUUUCAUGUAGUUAUUCUGCUUUAAGAACACUGUAGCUGUAUAAAAAUAAUGCAACUAGUAGAUUUAAAAACUCAAAUUAUGUUUUGAUGCUCUCGGCAGAAAUAUAUGUGAAUGUAAGAUUAAAUUAGCACAUGCCACUGCUUCAUUAUGUGAGAAGUCGGCUUUCUAGUUUAAAGCGAUAGAGUAUUUCAGAUUCUCUGCCUUGAAGCAUCAAUUUACAAUACUAUUGCACCUUACAAUUUCUGUACAGUUUAUUUUUAAACAAGGUCCUAAUGCUGUAAUUCAGGGUUAUUCACUUAUAAUUUUGAGCCAGAUUUUCAAACCAUGAAAUACAUAUGAUAUAUAGACAUUUUCAGCAGCCAGUGAGCAGCAGGAAAUAACACAUUUUAAGACAACACAAAUGAAUGUGUUGGAAACCAAGU